Mus musculus (house mouse) is the source of this 7316-nucleotide messenger RNA. RefSeq names its product predicted gene, 31160. Bases 862 to 6840 code for a protein of 1992 amino acids. The record is from RefSeq and is a predicted model, not a curated record. The transcript is spliced from 10 exons. NCBI's taxonomy places the organism in Eukaryota, Metazoa, Chordata, Mammalia, Rodentia, Muridae.
GGAUCACAGCAGACUCCGAACUCCAACUCCGAUACUUCUGCACAUAGUCCAUAAGUGGGAUGCAGGACUGGGGAUGGAGGAGGAGUCUAUUGUGGGAGGCAGCAAGAACCACAGGCUGGCCUGCGGCAAUGGUGAUAUUUCAGCAAGGAUGAAUUUCAGCCCUGGUGUAUGCACGUGUGUGUGCGCGUGCAGGGAGAAAGGACACAGAGAAUUGCCCAUGGAAUUGGGGGAUUCCACCAGCCCUCUGGUGCCUGCUAGGUUCACAAGAAAUGCUGCUGCACAGGUCAGAUGUAAAGAAUGGAGGCAUGGGACUGUGAUGCUAAAGAUAAUCCACAGGACAUGUGGCAUGUGUGACUCAUGAGGGGAGAAAAAGGGGAGGGCCCGAAGAGCGUGCCUGGCACCUCAGAGCACUUGUGCCCGAGCACCAGGGAGUGUGCAAAGCACGAGGAAGGCAAGUGUGAGAAAGCUGGCUUGAGGUGAAUGGGUGUGCUUUUCCCACAAAGCCUUGCCACAUUGGCAAUGCCACCCUGCAAACAAUCCAAGCCAGGAAUUAUCUUGUGGCACAGUCACUGCUGCCCAAAAAUACUAUGUUGCUCAGAAGAGAAAGGGGGAGUACUGGACCAUUGAUCAAAUUUACAGGUUCAUGGGUCAAUUUCUACACAGCGGGGAGGAAAGUCCAGUUGUGCUUUAGUGGGAGAUGGAGCUAGCUCCCAUCCCUUUCUCAGGAAUAACAGGAAAAAAAGAUAAAAAUCUAUCAAAUUUAUCAUCCCUUCUUCUCUAAUUCUCUUCCCCCUCUCCCCAAUUAAAACAUGUUCAGGCACAGUGGAAGGCGCUAGAACCUCUUCAUUUACACAAUCUGCUAUGUAUGGCUCUACAACAUUGCCAAGCAGCACAAAUUCAACACACGUAACAGCGUCCAUUGAGAGCAAGCACACAAGAGAAACAGAUGUCACCGAAUUUACAAGCAGCUUGGCACACACGUCCAAGACAACGGAAGAUCUUCAGAGUAUAGUGCCAAGAAAUGACUUCACAACUAAAAUAGGAGGCCCGAGUUCAGCUUCCACAUCGGUGAUGACUGGAAACUCCCAAAGUCCAGUCUCAAAUAAAGGAACAGCAACUGACAGAACCAGUUCACAUUUACCAUCAACACCAAGGACCACUGAAAACUCUCAAAACGCAGUCCCUACAACCAAUUCAGUCCCAAUCCCGGAAAGCUCCGUAUCAACAGCUCUCACGCAGGAACCCACAACCUUCCAAAAGAACUCAACUGCAACAGAAACACCUGUAUCUCCUGACAUAACCCACACCCCAUCCCAAACGGAUGCAUCGGCAAACUCCCCGAGCAGCUCAGAGGCAACACAUGGAACUCAACCCACGGAGAAGGUCCAAACAACAGGCUUCACUCUGGACACUAUGACCAUCCCAAGGAGCUCAGUUUCCACAGAAACCACUGCCCCUCCUGACACCUCCUUCACCACAGCCACGACUGAGGAACCUAAAACCCGGACAAACAGCCAGACACUUGUAACUCCACUAACUGGGAAUAACCAAACAACAGUCUUUAGUCAGGAAUCUACACCCUACCCAAGCAACACAAUUUAUAUAGAAACAACUGUGCCUCCAGACACCUCACUCACUAUAACACAAACUGAGGCAUCUACAACAUUCUUAAGCAGCCCAAUUUCAACACAAGGAAUUCAGGCAACUGAGACUUCCCAAACAGUCUUGACUGAGGAAUCCACAACCUUCAGAAACAACUCAAUUUCCACUGAAACAGCUGUAGCUCCUGACACCUUCCUCUCCACAGCCCUGACUGAUGUAUCCCCAGCAAUGACUAUUUCAACACAAGAAACUCACGGAACUGGGACUUCCCAAACAGUGUUCACACCGGGAUCUACAACCUUCCCAACCAGCUCACUGUCCACACAAACAGCUGUAACUCCUCGGACCUCCUACACUUCAUCUGUGAAUGAACCCCCUACACCUUCCCCAAGAACCCCGGUAUCAACACAGACAACUCCAUCAACAGAAACAUCCCGAACAGUCACCACUCAGGAACGGACAUCCUUGUCAAGGAGCUCACUUUCCACAGAGGCAGGUUUACCUCCCGAAAGCCCCCACACCACAUCUCACACUGAGGCAUCUACACCCUCCCCAGGCAGGCAGAUUUCAAAACAAGCGAUUGAACACACUGAGAGCUUACAAACAACAGGCUUCACCAAGGAAGCCACAAGUUCCCCAAAGAGCCGAAUUUCAACAGAUGGCAGUCAAGCAACUGACACGUCAGAAACAGUCUUCACUCAGCUGUCUACCGCCUUCCCUACAAGCUCAGUUUCCACAGAAACAGCUUUACCUUCUGACACUUCACUGCGCACAAUUCUGACUGACACGGCUUCAACUUCUUCAAGUAUCCCUACUUCAACACAAGAAACUCAAGCAACCAUGACAUCCCAAACUAUAUUCACUCAGGGAUCCACAACCAUGCCAACAAGCCCUGUUUCCACAGAAACAGUCAUCCCUCCUGACACUUCCUACACUUCAGCUGUGAGUGAGCCAUCUACAACCUCCCCAAGCAGACUCAUUUCAACACAAACAACUCAAAGAACAGAGACACCCCAAACAGUCUUCACUCAGGAAUCCACAACCUUCUCUAGUAGUUCAGUUUCCACAGAAACAGCUGUAGCUCCUGACACCUCCCUCUCCACAGCCCUGACUGAUGUAUCCCCAGCAAUGACUAUUUCAACAAAAGAAGUUCAUGGAACUGGGACUUCCCAAACACUGUUCACUCCGGGGUCUACAACCUUCUCGACAAGUUCAUGGUCCACAGAAAGAGCUGGGACUCCUGAGACCUCCUACACUUCAGCUGAGAACGAAACCUCUACACCUUCCCCAAGCACAUCGACUUCAACCCAAGCAACACAAACAAUUGGUACAUCCCAAACACUCUUCACUCAGGAAUCAACCACUUUCCUAACAGAGUCCAUUCCCACAGAAACAGCUGUGUCACCUCAGAUUACCCACACCACAUCUCUAUCUGAGGCUUCUACAACAUCUCCCGGGAGCCCCAUUUCAACACAAGAAACUCAACCCACUGAGACCCUCAAAACCAUCUUCACUCAGGAAGCUACUACCUACCCAACCAGCACAAUUUCCACAGAAACAGCUGUACCUCCUCACACCUCACCCUCCACAGCUCUCACCGAUACAUCUUCGACCCUCCCAAGUACCUCAAUUUCAACCCAAGAAACUCAAGCAACUGAGACUUCCCGAACAGGCUUCACUCGGGAAUGCACAUCAUUGACACGGAGCUCAGUUUCCACAGAAACCACUGCCCCUCCUGACACCUCCUUCACCACAGCCACGACUGAGGAACCUAAAACCCAGACAAGCAGCCAGACACUUGUAACUCCACCAACUGAGAAUUCUCAAACAACAGUCUUUAGUCAGGAGUCUACACCCUACCCAAGCAGCACAAUUUACACUGAAACAACUGUGCCUAUGGACACCUCACUCACUAUAACACAAACUGAGGCAUCUACAACAGUCCCAAGUUCCCCAAUUUCAACAAAAGGAACUCAGGCAAUGGAGACUUCCCACACAGUCUUCAGUCAGGAAUCCACAACCUUCCUUACAAGUUCAACUGCACCUCCUGAUACCUCCCUCUCCUCAGCCUCAACUGAGGUAAUGACAGCCUCCUCAAGCAUUGCAGUUUCAACACAAGAAACUCACAGAACUAGGACUUCCCAAACAGUGUUCACACCGGGAUCUACAACCUUCCCAACCAGCUCACUGUCCACACAAACAGCUGUAACUCCUGGGACCCCCUACACUUCAUCUGUGAAUGAACCCCCUACACCUUCCCCAAGAACCCCGGUAUCAACACAGACAACUCCAUCAACAGAAACAUCCCGAACAGUCACCACUCAGGAACGGACAUCCUUGUCAAGGAGCUCAAUUUCCACAGAGGCAGGUUUACCUCCCGAAAGCCCUCACACCACAUCUCACACUGAGGCAUCUACACCCUCCCCAGGCAGGCAGAUUUCAAAACAAGCGACUGAACACACUGAGAGCUUACAAACAACAGGCUUCACCAAGGAAGCCACAAGUUCCCCAAAGAGCCGAAUUUCAACAGAUGGCAGUCAAGCAACUGACACCUCAGAAACAGCCUUCACUCAGCUGUUUACCGCCUUCCCUACAAGCUCAGUUUCCACAGAAACAGCUUUACCUUCUGACACUUCACUGCUCACAAUUCUGACUGACACGGCUUCAACUUCUUCAAGUAUCCCUACUUCAACACAAGAAACUCAAGCAACCAUGACAUCCCAAACUAUAUUCACUCAGGGAUCCACAACCAUGCCAACAAGCCCUGUUUCCACAGAAACAGUCAUCCCUCCUGACACUUCCUACACUUCAGCUGUGAGUGAGCCAUCUACAACCUCCCCAAGCAGACUCAUUUCAACACAAACAACUCAAAGAACAGAGACACCCCAAACAGUCUUCACUCAGGAAUCCACAACCUUCUCUAGUAGUUCAGUUUCCACAGAAACAGCUGUAGCUCCUGACACCUCCCUCUCCACAGCCCUGACUGAUGUAUCCCCAGCAAUGACUAUUUCAACAAAAGAAGUUCAUGGAACUGGGACUUCCCAAACACUGUUCACUCCGGGGUCUACAACCUUCUCGACAAGUUCAUGGUCCACAGAAAGAGCUGGGACUCCUGAGACCUCCUACACUUCAGCUGAGAACGAAACCUCUACACCUUCCCCAAGCACAUCGACUUCAACCCAAGCAACACAAACAAUUGGUACAUCCCAAACACUCUUCACUCAGGAAUCAACCACUUUCCUAACAGAGUCCAUUCCCACAGAAACAGCUGUGUCACCUCAGAUUACCCACACCACAUCUCUAUCUGAGGCUUCUACAACAUCUCCCGGCAGCCCCAUUUCAACACAAGAAACUCAACCCACUGAGACCCUCAAAACCAUCUUCACUCAGGAAGCUACUACCUACCCAACCAGCACAAUUUCCACAGAAACAGCUGUACCUCCUCACACCUCACCCUCCACAGCUCUCACCGAUACAUCUUCGACCCUCCCAAGUACCUCAAUUUCAACCCAAGAAACUCAAGCAACUGAGACUUCCCGAACAGGCUUCACUCAGGAACCUACAACCUUGCCAAGGAGCUCAACUUUCAAAGAAACAGUUGUCUCUUCUGACACUCCCUACACUUCAGCUGUGAAUGAGGCUUCUCCAACGUCCCCAAGCAGACUCAUUUCAACAAAAGUAACUCUAACAACAGAGACACCCCAAACAGUCUUCACCCAGGAGGCUACAACCUUCCCUACAAUCUUAUUUUUCACAGAAGCAGAUGUACAUCCUGAGAUCAUCACAUACCAACCUGAAGGAUCUGCCACACCCCUAAACAACCCGAUUCCAACACCCGGAACUCAACCCAGUGUGCCGGUCCAAACAACAGUCUUCCCUCCGGAAAUCAUGAGCUCCCAAAGCAGCCCAAUUUCAACAAAAUCUGCCGUACCUCCUGAGAUCAGUCACACCUCAACCUUGACUGAGGCAUCUGCCACCUCCUCUCCAAGCAGUCCAACUUCAACCCAAGCAACUCAAGCCACUGAGACGUCUCCAACAGUCUUCACUCGGGAGUCUCCAACCUUUCCAAGCAGUGGGAUUUCAACGGACAUGGGUCACCCCCCUAUGAGCUUUCAAUAUACCAUCCUUCCUGCAGUGUUUUCUCUCCCUUCAUCAUCAGAACCAUCCUCAGCAUUUACCACUCUGCCACCAAAGGACUGCAAGAAUGGAAAGUGGAAUGGAAGACAGUGUGAAUGCCAACCAGGCUACACGGGUCAGCUCUGUGACUCCACCCUGUAUUCCUUCCCAGUAGAAAUCCCCGAUGUUAUCCACGCUACAGUGACUGUGUUGGUAAAAGUGACUGAACGGAACAUCACAGCUGACAUGAGGAACGCAUCCUCCCAGGCCUACAAGAACUUCUCAGACCUCUUCGUGAGCCAGAUGAAUAAAGUUUACAAGGGUGAUGACCUUCCCCUGUACAAAGAAGUGAUCAUUAGAGAACUGCUCAAUGGCAGCAUCGUGGUGGACAAUGGUGUUGUUCUAGAGGCAAAAUACACCCCAGAGUAUAAGACGGUGUUUAGAAAUGCCACGGAGAUUGUGAAGGACAAAAUCAUGAACGAGACGAGCACAAUCGCAACUGAUCUCUACCAGUGCCGAUACCACAUACUGUGCUACAAUGGUAACUUCACCACGGUGGAUGAGGACUCUCUAACCUUCAGCUUCGACCCUGCCGAGUACUGCUUCCAGAAUGCUGCCAAGGACUUCGGCCACUACUUUUACCCGGAGGAUCUGGACGGGACGCUGACCUGCGUGAACAAUUGCACUCAGGGGACCAAGUCACAGGUCAACUGUAGCCCAGGCUACUGCCAGCUGCUGCACUCAGGGCCCCAAUGCGUGUGCCCCAACACAGACACCCACUGGUACUGGGGAAAGACUUGUGAGUCCAGAACCAGUAAGAGACUCGUGUAUGGCCUCGUGGGCACUGUGUUGGCACUGCUACUUGUCCUUGUGAUCACCUUGGCUGUCAUCCUCAGCUGCUCCCAGAGAAGAAAGCACAGGUCAACAUAUGACCUGUCUCAAGCACAGCAACGAGAAGCUCUUCCUGGAACCUUCCAGAGCACAGGUGUUUGGGAAGCUGACAGCCUGAAAAAGGAGAUGUAUGGCCUUGAGAAAGGGUACAGCCACUUCCAGCCAAACCUGGAGAACGUGGACUUGAAACCAAGGUGUAGCAGCUCAGAGUUUUUCCCACCCUGGGACUGACUGCCCCUCUCUCCUACCCUGGGUUCCCCUACUCCCACCCUCCCUAGCUCCUCCCAAUCCUUGUUGACUUCAUCUUUGUCUCCUAUUCCCUAACUCAACAUUCAGAGGUCCAAGGUGGUGGAGUCAGCAGUCCUGAGAGGGUGGGAGGCGCCUACUCCCUCAUCCCCCAUCCAAACGUAGACAAGAGAGGGACAGGGUCCCCACUACCACUAUUCCUGCUUGGCUAAGAUGAAGCUGACACCAGGUCCCAAAGCUAUUCUGAGGCGCUUGGACUUAGUCUGUGAGUCACUGCUGGAAGACUUGUCAAAGCAGCAGAGAAUAGAGGACGGAGCCCAGGUACCUCCUCUUCCUCCUCCUCACCGUCGCCUCCAUGUUCCAGGAACCCAAAGACUUCUAGGCACCUCAGCAUCUUUGUUCGCAUGGAGGUAUUGCCCUACUCUGGAUUUUCCCUAUUAAUAAAGCAAUUCUUUAAAGAA